AUGGCACGCUUCAGCGCCAUUGUCAGCGAUAGCAGCGACGACGAACGUGAUGUUGCAAGGACUGCGCAUACCGCAUCAAAAUCUCGCCCUCCGCUUUCCCGCCAUGACGAGCCCGAUGAAGACGCCGCUACUUCAGGCGAAGAGGACGAGGACGAAGAAGGUGGUCAAGAAUCUGACGCGCAGACGUCGGACGGAACUUCGUCCGACAUGAAGGAAGGUGAACUUGUCGUGUCACGUAAACGCCCUCCGCCAAGCGAUGCGCUCGUCGAAGCCACAGACGGCGGCUAUCGUUCUAGUCAUGGACUCGGCGCACAUCGACGUCCACAUUCCCCUACGUCCUCGGAGUCGGACGAUGAAAUGCAAGUUCAAUACGGCGACAGCACUAUAACUCCUUGGGCGCGUCAUGUCGGCGUCGACGCCCAAAAAAUGCACGUUAUGCAGACCUCCUUGUUCCAUAUGCCCCAGGAAGCUGCACUGCUGAAAGACAUGAACCGCCCUAAUCGUCCUCGGUUCCAGUUAUCCUCUUCAGUGGCUCGAAAGCAUAGCCGAGACUCUGAUGGAGACGGUCUGCGAGUGGACUCCCGCGAGCGAUCUUCCUUUGCCCAUGACAUUGACCCAUCGCCUAUCAGACCUACCCGCAAGUUUUCUAGGGUUGAUAUUGCUGAUUCGGCCGUCCUUGGAACAGAAGGCGCGAUAGUAGACGCUGGUCUUGCCUCAGGCCGCUCCUUCCAAGUCAGCUGGGGCCCACGAGCCUCUCUCGCCCACCUAGGCCAACUAUGUGGCCCUCACGGCGAAACGAGUGUUUCAGCCAAUUCAUCGACCGUCAGCGUAACUUCUAUCCCCUUAAUUCCACAUUCACAGCAAGAGGCCAGCUCGCGACUGUCAACCCUGCUACAGCAUCAUCUUACGCAUACACCUAUAACAUCAGACCAAGAUGGAGUCCCUUUCGCAGAUCCAUCCUCAGCACUGAGCUUCGGCUCCUUUGCUUCCCUUUACCCCACCCCUGACAGGUCAUACGACGCCUCCCUUUUUAGACUCGGCUCCGCGUUAUUCGACGAGAUCAAAGUAAGACUUGGACGGGAUAUCACAAUUGAUAUCUCCAACAGAAUCACGUCCAUUCGACGAAAGGCAGCCCUAUCGUCAUGGUUGGAGGAAGCUGUUUCUUCGACCGUCGAAGCCGAUCUCCAUGAACGCCCACCAUCACGUUCUGGCGCCCACAUGUUCACGUUGCUUUCGGGAAACCAGGUGGACAAGGCUUGUGACGUCGCCAUGGAUAGUGGAAAUGUCAAAAUCGCUACCUUGAUUUCCCAGGCGCCGGGUGACUUCGAGUCCAAGGCUGACAUCCAAGAGCAACUCGAGAUAUGGCGAGAGCAGCGAAUAGAUGUUCACAUGGAUGAGGAUAUACGUAAAAUUUACGCGCUUCUGGCUGGCUCUUUGGACGUCCUUGAAGGCUCAAAAGGUGGCAACCUUGAACAAUGCCCUGAUGUGGACCUGCUGAAAGGUCUCGACUGGAAGCGCGUUUUUGGUUUACAUUUGUGGUUCUCAGAACCGCUUGAUAGCUCAAUAUCUCAGGUUUAUGAAUCAUACCAGAGAACAUUGGAAGAGCAGUCACCCCGUAUAUCCCCUCCACGACCAUGGUACACGGAGAACCAGCAGACGCCUCCUUUCAAACUUCCAGCUCCAGCUCCCCCUGACGGCCUCUUCUCCCUCAUCAGGCUCUUUGCUGAGCCUGCAUGCUCCCUCUCGCAAAUCCUCACCCCGCUCUCGUUCAGCCCUUAUCCCGGAGACCACUCCCUUCUCUGGCACCUUUACAUCAUAAUCUCCCGAAGUAUGCGAAUCCGCGACUUCUCAGACCGCGCCCAUCUUGGGGCCUGGCAAUCAUCCUCUGAGCUUAACGGCGAUGACAUCUCUUACGAGGGACAUAGCCCGUCGGCUGACAUAUUAGCCAGCAGCUACUCACAGCAGCUCGAACAACUUGGGAUGCUGCAAGAAGCUGUCUUUGUAUUGCUGCAUAUCGAAGGGUCAGCUGGGAGGGAAAAGGCUAUCCGCGAUUUGUUGUCUCGUUCCGCUGAUAAACUCGACGACUGGACAACUCAGGGUCUCCUGGGAAGCCUGCGAAUCCCGAAGGCGUGGAUCAACGAAGCUAAGGCCCUCUAUGCGAUCUAUCAAGGCCAGGUAUUCGAUGCAUACACGUUGUACAUGGAAGCAGGCCUCCAUCAGGCCGCGCAUGACCUCGCUAUUGCCGACCUUGCGCCCGAAGCUGUCAUCCGGCACGACCUGGAGCUUCUCAGAUCGUUGUUCGGCAAGAUGGAGAGCCGUCCAAUAAAUGGCUGGGCACAGCGUGGCAAGGCACUGCUAGAUUACGCCAACGCACUGGUGCGCAUUCCCGAACUCCACGCAGCAAUGACCGAACGCGCGGUACCCGACACUUUGCAAGAACAAGAGCUAGACCAGUUUUCCCGGAGCAUACCGCGUCUGAUUGGCGUCUUGCCAGCUAUUUUCCCUUCCACAGCUAACAUUCAGCAUCGCGUCGCGGUUUCUGAGAUGGCAUCGCGUCUAACCACGGCCCUAGACUCUAUCCGGCCCUUAGCACUGGUGAGUGUAUCUGUCGAUCCUCUGAAGGUGGUGUGCUACACCUGCACGUAUUCGGGCCCGAUUGACUAA
Messenger RNA from Coniophora puteana RWD-64-598 SS2, 2664 nucleotides. RefSeq lists its product as uncharacterized. The transcript has 6 exons. NCBI's taxonomy places the organism in Eukaryota, Fungi, Basidiomycota, Agaricomycetes, Boletales, Coniophoraceae. The coding region runs from base 1 to 2664 and encodes 887 amino acids. The record is from RefSeq and is a predicted model, not a curated record.